AUGGCAUCCAGCAGGUCGCCCAAUUUUCAACGUUCUGCAUUACAUUCAUUACACACGAAUCACCAUGGCGGGAAUCAAUGCUGGUGACGACAAGCUCGUUUUUGAGUCUUCCGAGGCUAUCAAAGUGGCCCCAACGUUCGAGGCGCUCAACUUGAAGGAAGAUCUUCUGAGGGGUAUCUAUGCCUAUAACUUUGAGAAGCCAUCUGCUAUCCAGCAGCGAGCCAUCAUUCCAAUCAUGAGAGGUCGGGAUGUCAUCGCUCAAGCUCAAAGCGGUACUGGUAAAACUGCGACUUUCUCCAUCUCGGCAUUGCAGUCCAUCGAUUCCAACAUUCGAGAAACUCAAGCGCUCAUUUUGUCUCCUACCAGAGAACUUGCUGUUCAGAUCCAGACGGUUGUUCUGGCCCUGGGAGAUUACAUGAACGUCUCGUGUCACGCAUGUAUUGGAGGAACCAGUGUCGGCGAGGAUAUCAGAAAACUUGAGGCUGGUCAGCAGGUUGUUACGGGAACCCCUGGUCGAGUAUUCGAUAUGAUUAGGCGAAGGAAUCUGCGGACAAAGGACAUCAAGAUGCUUAUUCUGGAUGAAUCCGACGAAUUGCUCAACAAGGGAUUCAAGGACCAAAUCUACGAUAUUUAUCGGUAUCUUCCUCCUGCCACUCAGGUGGUUGUGGUCUCUGCGACACUGCCUCAUGACGUGCUGGAAAUGACGACCAAAUUCAUGACCGAUCCCAUUCGAAUCCUCGUAAAGCGUGAUGAAUUGACUCUCGAAGGAAUCAAGCAGUUCUUUGUCGCUGUCGAGAAGGAGGACUGGAAAUUUGACACUCUGUGCGACCUGUACGACACCCUCACAAUCACCCAAGCCGUCAUCUUCUGCAAUACCCGCCGCAAGGUCGACUGGCUCACGGAAAAGAUGAGAGAAGCCAAUUUUACCGUCAGCAGUAUGCACGGAGAGAUGGUUCAAAAGGAACGAGAUGCCAUCAUGACAGAGUUCCGAGGCGGACAGAGCCGAGUACUCAUCACGACGGAUGUCUGGGCCAGAGGUAUCGAUGUUCAGCAAGUGUCCCUUGUAAUCAACUAUGAUCUUCCAUCAUCUCGUGAAAACUACCUGCACCGUAUUGGACGGAGUGGUCGAUUCGGCCGAAAGGGUGUUGCGAUCUCCUUCGCCACCUUGGAGGACAUCAGAAUUCUACGUGAUAUCGAGCAGUUCUACUCCACCCAAAUCGAUGAAAUGCCCAUGAACAUCACAGACUUGGCAUAGGUACAGAAACGUCGACUAUAAAAGUAUCAGUGUAUACAGUAUGUAUGAGGGUGC
Molecule: messenger RNA, 1309 nt
Organism: Kockovaella imperatae
Lineage: Eukaryota; Fungi; Basidiomycota; Tremellomycetes; Tremellales; Cuniculitremaceae
Product: P-loop containing nucleoside triphosphate hydrolase protein
Exons: 11
Coding region: 65-1255 (396 amino acids)
Cellular component (GO): nucleolus; catalytic step 2 spliceosome
Molecular function (GO): RNA helicase activity; mRNA binding; ATP binding
Source: RefSeq, a predicted model, not a curated record